Fonticula alba is the source of this 4035-nucleotide messenger RNA. RefSeq lists its product as hypothetical. The record is from RefSeq and is a predicted model, not a curated record. The transcript is spliced from 5 exons. Gene Ontology annotation, biological process: coenzyme A biosynthetic process. Bases 273 to 3989 code for a protein of 1238 amino acids. Gene Ontology annotation, molecular function: pantothenate kinase activity; ATP binding. NCBI's taxonomy places the organism in Eukaryota, Rotosphaerida, Fonticulaceae. Gene Ontology annotation, cellular component: nucleus; cytosol.
GUCUGAUCAGCCACCAUGCUGCAUGCUCAUGGACAUCCGACUAGGGCCAUCCAUUGCCUCGUCGCCCUUCCUCCCGUUGCCCCCCAGCGCGUUGAUUGCCCUGUCGUGUAUGCACAUUCGGCGCAUCCGCACCCGAUACAGCCUUUUGCCCUUCCCCCAUUCGCCGGCCGCCGUCUUCUCCUCCGAUCCGGCCACCAGGGUCCCCUGACGCGGCUGCCCGCCGGCCGUUUCUCUCGCCCUCCCCCUUCUCCCUCUCCGUUGCUGGGAAAACCAUGAGUAUCAACCUCCACGGUGCUGUCAUCAGCCCGGGCACGGAGCAUGCGCACCUCCAGCAGCAGCGGACCCCCUCCCCACCGGUGGAUGGGUCCCCCUCGAGUGACAGCCUUUCACAGGGGUCGGCGUCUGGGUCGGAUGCUCCGCGCCUGUCGACCUCCCUCCCGCCGGGCGCCCAGCUGACUGGGUCUGCCUCGACGUCCUCGGGCCAGCCGCCGGCGCAGUAUGCCCAUGCCGGGACGCCGCGGACCGCCGGCUUCCAAGUCAGCGAGGAGCCUCCAUCCCAAGGGCCCGGGGGCGAAUCUGUUGAGUACUUCUGUGAGAAGCUCCUCGCAGCAGGGUCAACCUCCAGCCUGUCGACUGAUCCGUAUGUUGCGGGCGAGGGGGCCGAUGGGACGCAUGAGAUCUACCUUCCCUACCAGCACGAGGAUGUUUCCCUGCUGGGCUUGGACCUUGGCGGGUCGUUGUCCAAGGUGGUGUAUUUCAGCCGGCGCCGGAAUCCCAAUCAACAGCCCGCCGUCGCCCCGGCGCUGCUGCCGGGAGGCGACUACCUGCCGGCCGGAGGGCGCUUGCAUUUUGAGCGCUUCGCCACGCAUGACAUCCACCGCUUGGUGCAGUUCCUCCGGCCAUUUGUGGCGGCCUGUCGCCGGGCUGCCGGACUUCCCCCCACCAGGGAUCCCUCCUCCCAGGGCGACGGAGACAUCAUUGAGCUCCGGGCCACCGGCGGCGGGGCCCACAAGUUUAGCCAGCUUUUCUUGGCCGAACUCGGGGUCCGGCUUGUUGCCUGUGAUGAGAUGCUGGCCCUCAUUCGGGGAUUGAACUUCCUCCUCCGCGAGGUGCCGUGCGAGGUGUUUUCCCUGCGCGAGCGGGAGGCCGGCGCCGCGGCCGCCUCCGGGGCCGUGGAGGACCUGGGCUCGGACAGCGAGGAAGAGGACAACAUCGACGCCCCGCCGCAAGUGCGCUACCACCCGGCUCGCGAACAUCCGGCCACCAUGUACCCCUAUCUGCUGGUGAACAUUGGCUCGGGCGUGUCAUUGCUGCUGGUCACCGGUCCCGACUCCUUCCAGCGUGUGGGCGGCACCAGUCUUGGUGGUGGCACCCUCUGGGGGCUGCUCAGCCUGCUGACCGACUGUGUGGAUUUCGAUUCGAUGCUCUCCCUGAGCAUGCGCGGGGACAACCGCAAUGUGGACAUGCUUGUCGGGGAUAUCUAUGGUGCGGAUUACACGGCCGUCGGGCUGAAAGCCACAACCAUCGCCUCGUCCUUUGGCAAGGUCUGGCAGCCAGACUCGCCGGGAGCCCCGGCCAGCUGCACCCACUCCGGGUCGGCUGCCCAUGCUGGCCCUGGGGGCACAUUCGGCGAGGAUGCCGGCCAUGAGGCGGGGGACGCCUCGGCGGUGGGUCCCUGCUCGCAUGCGUGCGCUCGGCGCCGGCGCUUUUCGCCGGCGGAUCUGGCCAAGUCGGCCCUGCUGAUGGUGGCCAACAACAUCGGCCAGAUUGCCUACCUGACCGCACAGGCGCACAACAUCAACACCAUCUACUUCGGGGGGUCCUUCCUGCGUGGACAUGCGGCCACUUUGCGCUCGAUCUCCAGUGCCGUGGCCUAUUGGUCUGGCGGGCAGGUGGGAGCGCGUUUCCUCCGGCACGAUGGGUAUCUGGGCGCCCUGGGGGCCUUUUUGGAGGCGGCGACCGCGGCCGACGCGGUCGAGGCCCAGGCCUUGGCGCUGGGGGGCUUGCACCAGGGCAGCUCCGGCGGAGUGUCCGGCUUCCAGGAGAACUUUUCCCCGCGCUCUGGCGGGGGCCCGGCCGUGGCGCCGGCCGCCCCGCCGACGGCCAUCCGCCUGCCCCAUCGCCUGCCGGCGCUCGGUGUCUUGGAGCGUGCGGCCCAGCCGCUGGUGUCCUUCCCGCUGCUGCGCAAGCGGUCUUCCUAUCGGGCGGCGACGCUGGAUUUGGCCGCCAUCACCCCUGCGGCGGAUAUCCUCCGGCGGCACUGGCUGGCGGUGUUCCGGCGUCUGGUGGAGCGCGUCUCGCGCCAGACCCUGCAGGCACUGACCAACAGCCGGCUGGCAGCGGCCAAUGGCGCCGGGCUGACGGCGACCCAGCAGCGCUUGGCUUCGCAAUUGCCUCGGCUGCCGGUCAUGGACUUGGCCUUGGUGCAAGGGCGCUGCGAUGCCUUUGAGCGGUCUUUCACGUAUCUUCUGGACCGGCUGGAAGCGCAGCCGGCCGCCUACGGCUGGCUAAGCAUCGCAAGCUUGCUCAAUCUCCAGGAGCAGUGUCUGCAUGAGUUUGCCGCGGCCGACCCGCUGAUCAAUCUGAAGCUCCAUCGCAAUUUGCGCGCCCUGUCGCUUUUGCCCCAGCACAUUGACCCGAAGGGCGGGCCGCCGACCCCGGCGGCCGAGUGUGCCGAAUGGCUGGCCGCCGGAUUGGCUGCCGCCAGCAAUGUCCCGGGCAUCGGCGAAACCGAGGCCCUGGGUUUGGUCCGUGCUCACCAGCCGGCCCUGCUGGCUUGGUAUGGGUGGCUGGCCUCCGGGCUGUGCCGGUUGCUUGUUUCGGAUCGGGCAUCCGGCUCGGUGGAACUGUCGGCCAUCUAUGACUUGGCCGACGAUUGGACCAGCGAAACGGCCGGCGACGCCUUUUCCGCCAGCGUCCAGCGCCUUCGGGAGCAGCUGAUGUUCUGCGGCACCGAUGCGGAAGACCCUCCGGCGAGUGCCGAUGAGCAAGUGUCUGCCCCUUUGCGAUUGGCGUCGCUGGCUGGCCGGUCGCUGUUGCUCGGUCUGUCUACCGGUCGCUGGAAGCGCGUGAUCAUCUGCGUCAAUAAUGCCGGAGCAUGUGCGGUCCUUGGAGCCUUGCCCUUCGCACGCCUACUCCUGUCCUAUGAUGGGCCGGUGCUUGGGGCGACGUCCGCCUCCGGGGCUUCGACUGAUGUCCCAGCCCCGGUGGUGUACCUGGCCGCCAACUCGUAUCCCGCGUCCGACGACAUCACCUGCCAUGAGCUUCAAUCUCUGUUGCAGCUGGCCACCGAGGAUGAUCCCGAUCGCCCGGUCGACCCGGUUCUCCGGGGGGCAUUCCACUCGGAGCGCCUUCAGGUCAUCCCAACCGGCACCGGCGGGACCUGCCUCAGUCUGGCUCGGGUCUCAAGUCUCCUCAGUGAAAUCGCCACGCCGGGAUUCGUGCCGGAGUCUGGGUCCACCACUCCGCGGGGCCCCCCCACGCCCCGGGCACCGGCGGCCGUCAGCUCAACAGCGAAUGCCACGGCGGCAUCCACGCGCGCUGACUCCCAGCCUGACGUCGGCCCGAUGCCGCCAGCCCCGCCGAUCACCCUGACCGGGCCAUCGCUGGCCUCGGCCACCCCACCACGGGAGACCUCGGACACGCUUCUCAUCUUGCUCGGUGCUGGCCGGGCUUUGCACACCAAUCUCCUGGCUAGCUUCAAUUGCGAUGUGCUAAAGGUGGCCGUGGUGAAGGACGCCUCGAUUGCGGUGUCCUGCAGUCUGUACGCCGAUGCGUGGUUCCGCUCGAAUGGCGGGCCAGUCGGUGCGUCUUCGGCCACAACCGGGCCGGCUGUCGGCAAUGGCGGCGAGCAGCCCGGCAACUGGGCCUUCCAAGUGGGCGAUCCGUUUGUGGCCUUCGAGGACUUCGGCCUGAUCGACCGCCUGGAGCCGAAUCUCCAGCACCGGGCGACGCUGGUGAAUCAGGCUGCUGCCAAUGAAAUCAUGUAGACCAAGCGUUGGCACAUAUCCAAUACAAUAGCUCGUAACGUUGUCA